GAUAACCUCCCCGGUUUGGCAUUUGGAUUUGGGGACUGGUUCCUCAGAGUCUCAGACUGCCAUGAGACGGCUCUCUUCUUUAGCUUCUAGGGCAUCAGCUGCACUCAGUAAUCUCUCCCAGGAACGAUUGCAUCUGCAAAAAUUCAACAGAGCGAAGAUUCAACCAACGACCCAAUCGACAACAUCAGGUCGCGUUGAUCAAAGACGCACCAAUGACGACGUCGAAGCUAUUUCAACUUCAAGAGGUACUGUUGCUUCGAAACCAAGCCUAGUUUCAGUGGAAAAAACUCCACUUUCAGCUCAAAAUAACUUCAUUCCGGUUGAUCGUCAAUACGUUGCUCGGAUUCUGUCUAGGAAUGACUGGUUUUUGUUACUGGACCAUGAGGUCAAGGCAAGACGGAUAAUUUUGAAUCCUCAAGCUGUGGUGAGUAUCUUGCAGAAUCAAGAAAACCCAUUGCAUGCUUUGAGAUUUUUUAUAUGGGUUUCGAAUUUCGACCCUUUAGUUUCUAGGAAUCAAUCCGUUAAGGGUGUUUUAUCUAAUGUUCUCCAUCGAGAAGGGCCGGUUGUUUUGUCUAUUGAAUUGCUUCAGGAUAUUAAAAACUCAGGUUUUCGAGUCUCGGAGGAAUUGCUCUGUAUCUUGAUUGGUAGUUGGGGAAGAUUAGGAUUGGCCAAGUACUGUGCUGAUAUAUUUGGGCAGAUUUCGUUUUUGGGGAUUAGCCCGAGUACAAGGUUGUACAACUCAGUCAUUGAUGCAUUGGUUAAAUCUAAUUCCCUUGACUUAGCAUAUUUGAAAUUCCAACAGAUGUCUGCUGAUGGUUGCAAGCCAGAUAGGUUUACUUACAAUAUACUUAUACAUGGAGUUUGUAGAAUUGGCGUGGUUGAUGAGGCACUUCGGUUGGUGAAACAGAUGGAGACGUCAGGACAUUCACCUAACGUGCAUACAUAUACAAUUCUAAUUGAUGGCUUUUGUAAUGCAAAGAGGGUAGAUGAAGUCUUCAGGCUUGUGGAGACAAUGAAGCAGAAGAAUGUGUAUCCGAAUGAAGCUACCAUUAGAUCAUUGAUUCAAGGAGUGUUUCGUUGCACAGCCCCAAUUAAGGCAUUUGAGUUGUUAAUAGGCUAUAUGGAGAAAAAUCCCAUCUUGCAGAAGUUCACUUGUGACACUCUCCUGUGCUGCCUUUGUAAUUGCUUUAUGGCAAGAGAGGCAGCUGUCUUUUUGAGGAAAAUUAGUGAGAGAGGAUACUUGCCUGACAGUUCGACAUUUGACAUUAUACUAACUUGUUUUAUAAAGAAAUUGGAUAUUGAUGAGACAUGUGAAAUAUUGGAUAAUUUUCUUAAGCGGGGUGUGAAGGUAGGGUUUAAUACUUACAUUGUGCUAAUUGAAGCAUUACACAAUGCAGGAAAACAUGUUGAGGGGGAUCGGUACUACGAGCUGAUGAUUAAGGAUGGACUUCUGUCAAAUGUUUUCUCGUGUAACAUGGUUAUUGAUUGCUUUUGCAAAGUCAAUAUGAUGGGCAGGGCUGCAAAUACUUUAAGAGAGAUGCAACAUACAGGUAUUGCUCCUAAUCGUGUUACUUUCAAUACCCUCAUUAGUGGGUACUGCAAGGAUGGAGAGGUUCGUAAAGCACAAGAGCUGUUGGAGAUGCUUCUAAAACAUGGAUUUCUACCAGAUAUCUUCACUUUUACUUCCAUAAUUGAUGGUCUUUGUCGAGCACACCGUAUUGAGGAUGCUUUUGGUUGUUUCACUGAAAUGGUUGAGUGGGGUGUCAACCCAAAUGCUGUCACAUACAAUAUAUUAAUAUACUCUCUCUGUGUGGCUGGGGAUAUUGGUAAGUCAAUGAAACUAGUAAGAAAGAUGAAAGCAAACGGUGUAAGCCCAGAUAUUUUUUCUUUCAAUGCUCUGAUUCAAAGCUUCUGUCGGAUGAAUAAAGUUGAGAAAGCAAAGGAUGUGUUCAUUUCCGUGUUGACAUUGGGUUUGAAUCCUGAUAACUAUACAUACACUUCUUUAAUCAAGGCACUGUGUGAAUCCGGGAAAUUUGAUGAAGCUAAGAAGUUGUUUCUUUCAAUGGAAGCAAAUAAUUGUUUUCCUGAUUCUUAUACAUGCAAUUUAUUUUUGGACCAUCUACUCAAGCAAGCUCACUUUGAGGAUGCCAAUGAGAUAGCAAAAAGAUGCAAGGAGAAGGGAAUUUUGGUGAAACCCAUUCCUCUCCCUUAGGACUGUUUUCUUGUUGGUUCUGGAGUUGGCUGUUUGUUGAGAUUAUCUUCUUUAGCAGAUACUGCCAUCUGCACAUGCGUUUGUGUAAUCACAUCGAGUACAGGCUCAGCUCCGUGACCUUGUAUUUCUCCCUAUUUGCAUUAUCAUUCAGGAGGAAAAUUUUCCUGUAUAAAGUAUUCCUAUUGGGGUGCGUCUUUUGACCGAGAUGAAUGGAAUUGGUUGUCGAGACACCCAGUGGAUGUGGCUUUUUUUUUUUUUUUUUUUGCUUCAGAU
This is a messenger RNA of Tripterygium wilfordii, 2485 nucleotides long. Its product is annotated as putative pentatricopeptide repeat-containing protein At3g16890, mitochondrial. Lineage: Eukaryota; Viridiplantae; Streptophyta; Magnoliopsida; Celastrales; Celastraceae. Bases 62 to 2212 code for a protein of 716 amino acids. The record is from RefSeq and is a predicted model, not a curated record. The transcript has a single exon. Gene Ontology annotation, molecular function: protein binding.